AUGACGCAGGCCUGGGACGGGGCAGUUUUUGCCGCCCGGCGGCGCAACGAUGACGACGAUACAACCCGGGACAGCAUGUUCGUCUACACCAACAGCAACAACACGCGAGGCCCCUUCGAAGGCCCCAAUUACCACAUUGCGCCGCGCUGGGUCUACAACGUGGUGUCGCUCUGGAUGGUCUUCGUGGUCAUCGCCUCCAUCUUCACCAACGGGCUGGUGCUCGUGGCCACCUGGAAGUUCAAGAAGCUGCGGCACCCGCUGAACUGGAUCCUGGUGAACCUGGCGAUUGCCGACCUGGGCGAGACCGUCAUCGCCAGCACCAUCAGCGUCGUCAACCAGAUCUUCGGCUACUUCAUCCUGGGCCACCCACUCUGUGUCCUCGAGGGGUACACCGUGUCCACCUGCGGUAUCACGGCACUGUGGUCGCUGGCGAUCAUCUCCUGGGAGCGCUGGUUCGUGGUGUGCAAACCCUUUGGCAACAUCAAGUUUGACGGGAAGCUGGCCAUAGGCGGCAUCAUCUUCUCCUGGGUCUGGUCUGCCGCCUGGACUGCGCCCCCCAUCUUCGGCUGGAGCAGGUACUGGCCCCAUGGCUUGAAGACCUCCUGUGGCCCAGAUGUGUUCAGUGGCAGCUCAGACCCUGGGGUCCAGUCCUACAUGAUUGUGCUGAUGAUCACCUGCUGCUUCAUCCCACUCGCCGUCAUCCUCCUCUGCUACCUGCAAGUGUGGAUGGCCAUCCGCACGGUGGCAGCCCAGCAGAAGGAAUCAGAGUCCACCCAAAAGGCGGAGAAGGAAGUGUCACGCAUGGUAGUGGUCAUGAUCAUUGCCUACAUCUUCUGCUGGGGCCCCUACACCUUCUUCGCCUGCUUCGCUGCUGCCAACCCCGGCUACGCCUUCCACCCACUGGCAGCUGCUCUGCCUGCCUACUUCGCCAAGAGCGCCACCAUCUACAACCCCAUCAUCUACGUCUUCAUGAACAGGCAGUUCCGUAACUGCAUAAUGCAGCUGUUUGGGAAGAAGGUGGACGACGGCUCGGAGCUCUCCUCCACCUCCCGCACUGAGGUCUCCUCCGUCUCCAACUCCUCUGUGUCGCCGGCAUAGGAGGGACCCCGACGGGCGGGCGGACGGACGGACGGACGGGACUCUCCCCCACUCCCUGCCUGCCCCUAGGGUGACCAGACAGCAAGUGUGAAAAAUUGGGACAGGGGGUGGGGGGUAAUAGGAGCCUAGAUAAGAAAAAGCCCCCAAAAUCGGGACUGUCCCUAUGAAAUCGGGACAUCUGGUCACCCUACCUGCCCCCCCCGCAGUAUGGAUCCCUCCUGAGCAUAUGAAGUACUGUCUUUUCUCCCCCACUUGGCCACGCCUCCUCUGGAGACUCCACCCCACCAAUGGUUGGCUCCGCCCCCCCCAGGGAACGAGGCCCCUUUCCGUCCAGCAGGGGCCAGGAGAGUUUAGCUUUUGUAAAGCAACAGCUCCAUCUCCCCACACGAGCCGCCUGGGCUCCGCCCCUAGCCCGAUUCUCUGUCGCUCCGCCCCUCGAGCCCGAGGCCUGCUCUACUGGAAAGGGCACGUGAGCUGUCCUGGGAGUGUUGGGUCCAUCCCAGAGGUGGCUGCAUCUCAGUGGGGUCGGGUGUGUGGGGAGAGGAUGCUUUGCCCCGGAGGUGGCUGCAUCCCAGUGGGGUCGGGUGUGUGGGGAGAGGACGCUUUGCCCCGGAGGUGGCUGCAUCCCAGUGGGGUCGGGUGUGUGGGGACAGGCCCCUCCGCCCGAGGUGGCUGCAUCUCAACAGGGCCAGGCGUGUGGCGUGCUGCUGCUCUGCCCCAGAGGUGGCUGCACCUGAGCGGAGCGAUGGAGAAUCAGCCCCUCUCAUGUUCCACCCCCAGGCUGGCCGGGCCCCGGCCCCGGCCGCCCCCCUGUAAAUAGUGUUUGAUAAGGAGCCUAGCUAGGAACGCAGGGACAGAGACCAGCACAAACGCCAAGCCAGGCGCCGCCCCCUCGGUGCCCCGGGGCUGCGCC
Molecule: messenger RNA, 2011 nt
Organism: Malaclemys terrapin pileata
Lineage: Eukaryota; Metazoa; Chordata; Testudines; Emydidae
Product: red-sensitive opsin
Exons: 6
Coding region: 1-1098 (365 amino acids)
Biological process (GO): visual perception; phototransduction; G protein-coupled receptor signaling pathway
Cellular component (GO): membrane; photoreceptor outer segment
Molecular function (GO): G protein-coupled receptor activity
Source: RefSeq, a predicted model, not a curated record